Molecule: messenger RNA, 829 nt
Organism: Capra hircus (goat)
Lineage: Eukaryota; Metazoa; Chordata; Mammalia; Artiodactyla; Bovidae
Gene: C1GALT1C1L
Product: C1GALT1-specific chaperone 1 like
Molecular function (GO): N-acetylgalactosaminide beta-1,3-galactosyltransferase activity
Source: RefSeq, a predicted model, not a curated record
AUGAAAACCCGAUGGCAUUACUGGGUACUCAAAGAAUCAUAUACCAAACACUGUGACAAAGCAGAGCACCAUAGUACUAAAAAUGAAAAAUUAUGGUCUAAGAUAAAAAAUGGCAUGUGGAUACAGAUGAGAAAAAUGGACAAAUAUGUCUCUGGAAAGCGCAGCAACAGCCGCAACUGGUUCUUUUUGGCACAUCCUACUACACUCGCUGUCACUGAAAACUCAAGAUAUAUUCAGUUUACUAAGGAUGUAUCUCAGCCUUUAUGUCUGGGCCACACUGUAACAUCUGGCAACCUUGAUUUCAUGACAGUAGGAGGAGGAAUUGCUUUAACCAUGGGGGCUAUGAAAAGAAUUAAUAGACUUCUGAUUAAUUGCCAUCUCCUUCUCCAGGGGAAUAAGUCCGAAAAGUAUGCAAAUCCAAGUGUGAUUUGGAACUUAUCAGAAGAUACGCAGUUAGCAGUCUGCCUGAAACACGUAGGAGUUCUUGCAGAAAGUAAAGAGGAUUCCCAAAGAAGAAUUCUAUUUAACACAAAACCAACCACAUAUCUUAUUCAAGGGACAAUGUCUCAUAACCCUGAGCAAGUAGUAGAAGGCUGCUGUUCAGAUAUAGCUAUUACUUUUAAUGGACUGACUCCCGAAAAUAUGAUAGUAAUGACAUAUGGCGGGUACCAGUCCAGAGCAUUUGGACAUUAGUUUCGCAACACACUGAUUUUCUUGUCUCCAGAUGGUUCAGAAAAUCACAGAGGACUGGGAAAUGAUAGAACUGUGCUGUCCAAGAGCACUUGAAAUGUGGCUAGUCCAAAUUGAAAUGUGGUAGAACUGUAAAAUA